Arabis nemorensis is the source of this 1014-nucleotide messenger RNA. Lineage: Eukaryota; Viridiplantae; Streptophyta; Magnoliopsida; Brassicales; Brassicaceae. The record is from the annotation of a GenBank genome assembly.
AUGGAGACGGAAACGAAUCUGGGAGGAUCCGUACGGAAACCAGAGCUAAAGACAUACAGUCACAAGCAAUUUCACUCUUCCAAUGCUUUAGAGAUCCUAAGAGAAACCGUUCGUAUCCUCCGCUACAAUCUUGCUGCUUUCAUGUUAACCGCUGCUCUUUUGAUCUGUCCUGUCUCUGCUAUUCUCUUACCAAACUUUUUACUUGAUCAAUCGCUAGUGAGCAAACUCACUGUGAAGCUCCUCUUAUUGGCAAAGUCAAGUGGUCUCCCUUUGCAGCCAUUUGUCAAACACUCUUGUCAGAAAUUCGCUGAGACUGCUGUUUCAUCGGCUUUGUGUUUCCCUUUGUUCAUCACUCUGUCUCUCUUGUCUAAAACAGCCGUGGUUUACUCGGUGGAUUGCACUUACUCGAGGGAAAAGGUCGAUUUGAGCAAGUUCUUGGUUGCACUGCAGAAGCUAUGGAGACGAGUUGUUUUCACUUACCUGUGGAUUUGCAUUCUCAUUGUUGCUUGCUUCACUUUCUUCUGCGUUCUCCUUGUAGCAAUCUGCAGCUCGUUCUACGCUCUCGGAUUCUCUCCCGAUUUCAAUGCUUAUGGAGCCGUCUUAGUUGGUUUAGCGUUCUCUGUAGUUUUCGCCAACGCGAUUAUAAUCUGCAACACGGCGAUGGUGAUCUCUGUUGUGGAGGAUGUUUCAGGGGUAGGAGCAUUGGUGAGAGCUAGUGAUGUGGUCAAAGGGCAGAUUCAGGUGGGUUUGUUGAUAUUUCUUGGAUCGACGCUAGGAUUGGCGUUUGUGGAAGGGUUGUUUGAUCAUAGAGUGAAGAAGGUGAGUUAUGGUGACGGGUCUUCGAGGUUAUGGGAAGGACCUCUAUUGGUGUUGAUGUAUUCCUUUGUGACGCUUAUAGAUUCGAUGAUGAGCGCAGUGUUCUAUUUUAGCUGCCGAGUUUAUCAUAGUAUGGAAGCUUCUAGAGGUGAAACUCAGCCAGUCAUGGAAACUGUUGCGGUCGUCGAUACUCACUAA